CGGAUUCUUUUGUUGGCCCUGUCUGAACUUGGGAUCCUCACGACUUCCAGUUCCAAAAGGGGGCUCUGACAGCCCUGAUACUGCCCACAAUGACCUACACUCUCUUCUACGCUCUCUUAUUCUCAGUCAUCAUCUGCGGAACGGGACUCUAUCUCACUCGAUCCCGAUGGAUCCCAUUGCUACCGGUACCGGACUACAUCUAUCAUCGACUCCCGUCCAGCUUCACGGCCGAUCUGGAAGCUGGCCUGAGCUCAUCGCAGUUCGAUAUUGCCGCGAACGUCGCGGACGGUGAUACCAGAGGCGGCCUCGACCAGCGAGCCAAGCAGGAAGUACACAGAAUUAUGAAGAAUCGAAGGGUCAAUUUCGAUGAAGCCAGACGGAUUUAUACCGAACAACGAUUCGCAAAGAAUAAUAUCGGCCCAGACGGUCGACCUCGAGACCCCAAGUUUGUUUCGUUUUCAUGAGCGUCCAUUUGCCACUUUUUGCCGGUCCUUUCUAUUUGCUUUUUGACUACAAUCUUUCCCGGU
Messenger RNA from Penicillium cinerascens, 527 nucleotides. RefSeq names its product DUF2015 domain-containing protein. The record is from RefSeq and is a predicted model, not a curated record. Lineage: Eukaryota; Fungi; Ascomycota; Eurotiomycetes; Eurotiales; Aspergillaceae. Bases 90 to 464 code for a protein of 124 amino acids. The transcript has 2 exons.